Vigna radiata var. radiata (mung bean) is the source of this 712-nucleotide messenger RNA. Its product is annotated as protein COFACTOR ASSEMBLY OF COMPLEX C SUBUNIT B CCB3, chloroplastic. The transcript has 3 exons. Bases 26 to 670 code for a protein of 214 amino acids. The record is from RefSeq and is a predicted model, not a curated record. Gene Ontology annotation, cellular component: chloroplast thylakoid membrane. NCBI's taxonomy places the organism in Eukaryota, Viridiplantae, Streptophyta, Magnoliopsida, Fabales, Fabaceae.
UUUUAGUAGGUUCCAGCGAGCCACAAUGGCAACGCAAUCUUAUCUUCUGAGUCUGAACACUUUUCAUGUUGACGCUGGAAUCAGAGGACGGCAAUGCAAACCCUCAAUAUUCAAACCCAACAAUUUUCGCUUUGGCGUCUUGAAAAGUUCAAAGUAUCCCACUAAAAGAAAUGGCAACUCUCCAGUCGUGGAAUGUUGCUUACAAUACAUUGGAGAAUCUGCAGGCAUAGCAAUAUCAUCACUAUCGGAUGCAGUUACCAGGAAGAUAUCUCUUAAUUCAGAUCUACUCUGGAAAACUCUGAGGCUGAGCAUACCAGAAACUUCACGUGGUUCCAAAGAUCCGAUGACAAGAUUGGUUCUUGGUGAUCUGGACCCUGCAACAGCAAAGCUGGCCAUUGGGUUCCUAGGUCCCUUCCUAUCGGUGUUUGGUUUUCUCUUUAUCUUGAGAAUAGUCAUGUCUUGGUACCCAAAACUCCCAGUGGGAAAAUUUCCAUAUGUAAUAGCCUAUGCUCCCACUGAGCCACUCCUCAUUCCUACCCGCAAAGUGAUUCCUCCUCUUGCUGGUGUGGACGUGACUCCUGUGGUGUGGUUUGGAUUGAUAAGUUUUCUUAACGAAAUAUUAGUAGGGCCACAAGGAUUACUAGUUCUCCUUUCCCAGCAAGUCAAUUAGCUUACACUUUUGAAAUUUAUGAAUGACGUAAUUUCUUCCUCA